Messenger RNA from Lolium perenne, 1920 nucleotides. RefSeq names its product beta-glucosidase 31. Lineage: Eukaryota; Viridiplantae; Streptophyta; Magnoliopsida; Poales; Poaceae. Gene Ontology annotation, molecular function: beta-glucosidase activity. The record is from RefSeq and is a predicted model, not a curated record. Gene Ontology annotation, biological process: carbohydrate metabolic process.
CUGCAGAUCGAUCAGUGCAUAGACAACUAGAGACCACUAGCUAGCUUCACCACCGGACCACCCAGAGCGCGCGCGGCGGCCGGCGAGCAAUCGAGCACGUACGGUCGGCAGGCCGGCGAUCCAUGAGGAUGCCGGCGCUCUCCUGCGCCCUUCUCCUCCUCCUCGCCGUGACGUCUCCGGCGGCGGCGACCAUCACCAAGGGCGACUUCCCGCCGGGGUUCAUCUUCGGCACCGGCUCCUCCGCAUACCAGAUUGAAGGUGCAGUUGACGAAGAUGGAAGGAAACCCAGCAUCUGGGACACGUUCACACAUGCAGGCUACUCUACAGGCGGAGCGAACGCUGACGUGACUGCAGAUCAAUAUCAUAAGUACAAGGAAGAUGUAAAACUUUUGAGUGACUUGGGCGUUGACGCGUACAGAUUUUCCAUUGCCUGGCCUCGGCUUAUUCCCGACGGGCGAGGAGCUGUCAAUCCAAAGGGGCUGGAGUACUACAACAAUCUUAUCAAUGAACUCCUGAGCCAUGGAAUUCAGCCUCACGUAACGAUAUAUCAUUUCGACUUCCCUCAGGCUCUGCAAGAUGAAUACAGUGGAUUGCUUAGCCACAAAUUCAUAGAUGACUACACUGCAUAUGCAGAUGUGUGCUUCAAGAACUUUGGCGACAGGGUGAAGUACUGGAGCACUGUCAAUGAGCCAAACAUCGAGCCGAUUGGCGGAUACGAUCAGGGCAUCCUCCCACCGCGCCGAUGCUCAUUCCCAUUCGGCAUCCUCAGUUGCGACAACGGUAACUCUACCACAGAGCCAUACAUUGUAGCGCACCAUCUUCUGCUUGCACAUGCCUCCGCAGCGACCCUAUAUAAAGAGAAGUACCAGGCCACGCAAGGAGGCAAAAUUGGACUCACAUUGCUGGGUUGGUGGUAUGAGCCAGGGACGCAAGCACCCGAGGAUGUAGCAGCAGCUGCAAGGAUGAAUGAUUUCCACAUUGGAUGGUAUAUGCAUCCAUUGGUGCAUGGAGAUUACCCCCCAGUGAUGAGGAAGAAUGUUGGGUCCAGGCUACCAUCUUUCACCGCUGAAGAGCUGGAGAGAGUGCGCGGAUCUUUCGAUUAUGUCGGAUUUAACCACUACAUUGCCGUAUACGUGAAGGCUGAUCUUAGCAAGCUGGACCAGAACCUGAGAGAUUACAUGGGUGAUGCAGCAGUGAAAUAUGACAUGCCAUUUCUGAACUCAAAGAACCAGUUGUUGUUCGGAUUGAAAACCGAUUUCGCGACAUCGACUCCAUGGGCUCUGAAAAAAAUGCUGGAGCAUCUCCAGGUCAAAUACAAGAACCCCGUGGUCAUGAUCCACGAGAACGGAGCUGCCAGCGUACGUGACCCCUCAGGCGGGAACAACUACGACGACGAGUUCAGGUCGCAGUACCUGCAGGAUUACAUCGAGGCGGCCCUUGAAUCCAGCAGGAAUGGGUCGAACGUGCAGGGCUACUUUGUAUGGUCAUUCCUCGACGUCUUCGAGUACCUCUUCGGCUACCAAAUGGGCUUCGGCCUCUACGGCGUCGACUUCAACUCCGAGGAGAGGACGAGGUACCAGAGGCACUCUGCCAAGUGGUUCGCCAGCUUCCUCCGUGGCGGGGAGCUCAGGCCAGUGGCUCUACCUGGCAAGGCCUACUCCCAGUGAUGUUUGCACAUUCCAAGCUGUCAGUAUUGGAGAUAUUAGAAGAAUUUAUGAAUAAGCCUCAUACGUAGAGCAUGGAUAAUUGGGUGGUGACAUGAUAUUAAUUACUGUUUUGUUUUCUGGAUAGAAGUUGAAUUUUUUGUUUGUGAAGUAGGGUUCGUUCAUAGGUCUCUGCUCCUUUUCUCUCGAUUGUUUCAACUAUACCAAUGUUGAUGUGUGUUCUGAAAAUAAUAUAAUAUGUGGUAUACAAAGUUUA